CCCUUCGAUAUGAUGGAGGUUCCAGGUUCGAACUCUGCCUGAGAUAAUAUUUUUCGCAAUAAAUUCUUUACAGUUGUUAAGAUGCUUAACAUCGAAGUUAAAUUGAAUUAUAUGUGUGUGUGUGUGUGUGUGUGUGUGUGUGUGUGUGUGUGCGCGCGUGUGCGUGCGUGUGCGCGCGCGCGUGUGUGUGAUGUGUACACACAAAUAAUAUUAGGCUAAAAAUUUAAGCUUGGACCGUAAAUGACAUUUUAUUUUAAUUUGAUCAAUUUAAUUUAUUUUGGCUUAUUCUACAAUCUUUCGUAAAAACUAAAAACAUUCUAUUAUUUUCGACCGUUUUGAUAUGACCAUAUCUACCUACUUUGCCCGUUGAAUCAUUUGGACAGAUGACAAAUGACCGAAACAACAGGCCCACUUCCAUAUUACACAUCUUAUACAAUAAUACCAAACAUCUCAAAUUCUGCAAUGUUAUGUUAUGGAUCCGGUUAUAUUAUGAAUUCCUCUACACAAUGGCAGAGAUCAACGGAUCAUAUUAUGACUCCCUUCGUACAAAGUCAGGAACCACCUCAUCCCCUACAGCACGAAAUAUUGCAGCAACUUGCAGCAACAUUGCAGCAAUAUUUUAAUGUUGCUGCAAUGUUGCUGCAAGUUGCUGCAAUAUUUCGUGCUGUAGAGGAUUACUGGCCCGUUCAAUUGUCUGAACAAAUGACAGAAGGUCCAAUUUUGUACACAUAUUAUACAAGACCAACCUUUCCAAAUUCAACGGGUUAUGUUACGGAUCCCUCUGCGCAAUUAAUAUCAACGGGUUAUAUGUAUGGAUCCCUGCGCGCAAAAUCAAGAACGACCUGGAUACCCUGUUUAAUCAUUUGAACAAAUGACAGGAGGAACAGGCCCAUUUUUUAAUCACACAUAUUAUACAAUGUAAUAAUAUUCUAUAAGUUAAAUAUUUACUUUCCUGCACAUAUAUAACUUAAAACUGUGAUAUUUUAAAUAAAUACACUUUCUUUUCUA
Temnothorax curvispinosus is the source of this 1008-nucleotide messenger RNA. RefSeq lists its product as uncharacterized. The transcript has 3 exons. NCBI's taxonomy places the organism in Eukaryota, Metazoa, Arthropoda, Insecta, Hymenoptera, Formicidae. Bases 391 to 867 code for a protein of 158 amino acids. The record is from RefSeq and is a predicted model, not a curated record.